Messenger RNA from Lepus europaeus (European hare), 3480 nucleotides. RefSeq names its product acyl-CoA synthetase short chain family member 1 (gene ACSS1). The record is from RefSeq and is a predicted model, not a curated record. Gene Ontology annotation, molecular function: acetyl-CoA synthetase activity; AMP binding. NCBI's taxonomy places the organism in Eukaryota, Metazoa, Chordata, Mammalia, Lagomorpha, Leporidae. The transcript has 14 exons. The coding region runs from base 1 to 2073 and encodes 690 amino acids. Gene Ontology annotation, cellular component: mitochondrion.
AUGGCGGCGUGCAGCCUGGGCCGCGGCGUCGGGCGGCUGUUGGGCAGCUUACGCGGGCGCUCGGGGCAGCCGCUGCGCGGGGUGAGCGCCCGGCGCGGGGCAGCCUCCUGGCUCCCGGGCCGCGCCCCCGCCGCCGCCGCUGCCGCCGCUGUAGCCGGCGCGCCUCCAGGCUCGUACCCCGCGCUGAGCGCGCAGGCGGCCCGGGAGCCCGCCGCCUUCUGGGGGCCGCUGGCGCGGGACAUGCUCGUGUGGGACACCCCCUACCACACCGUCUGGGACUGCGAUUUCAACAGCGGCAAGAUCGGCUGGUUCCUGGGAGGCCGGCUGAACGUGUCCGUGAACUGCUUGGAUCAGCACGUGCAGAAGGCCCCUGAGAGCGUUGCUUUGAUCUGGGAGCGCGAUGAGCCAGGAACGGAAGUGAGGAUCACCUACAGGGAGCUGCUGGAGACCACGUGCCGCCUGGCCAACACACUGAAGCGCUAUGGAGUCCGCCGGGGGGACCGUGUGGCUAUCUACAUGCCUGUGUCUCCGACAGCUGUGGCGGCCAUGCUGGCUUGUGCCCGGAUUGGAGCCGUCCACACUGUGGUCUUUGCUGGCUUCAGUGCAGAGUCCUUGGCUGGGAGGAUCAAUGAUGCCAAGUGCAAGGUGGUCAUCACCUUCAACCAAGGACUCCGGGGAGGACGCGUGGUGGAGCUGAAGAAGAUAGUGGAUGAAGCCGUGAAGCAGUGCCCGACCGUCCAGCACGUCCUGGUGGCUCACAGGACGGACAGCAAGGUCGACAUGGGGCACCUGGAUGUCCACCUCGAGCAGGAAAUGGCCAACGAGGCCCCUGUGUGUGCCCCAGAGAGCAUGGGCAGCGAGGACAUGCUGUUCAUGCUGUACACCUCCGGAAGCACCGGCAUGCCCAAGGGGCUCGUGCACACGCAGGCCGGCUACCUGCUGUACGCUGCCCUGACGCACAAGCUCGUGUUUGACUACCAGCCAGGUGACGUCUUUGGCUGCGUGGCCGACAUCGGCUGGAUCACUGGACACAGCUACGUAGUGUAUGGUCCGCUCUGCAAUGGAGCCACCAGCGUCCUUUUUGAGAGCACUCCAGUUUAUCCUGAUGCUGGUCGGUACUGGGAGACAGUGCAGAGGUUAAAGAUCAAUCAGUUCUACGGCGCACCCACGGCCGUCCGGUUGUUGCUGAAACACGGCGAUGCCUGGGUGAAGAAGUAUGACCGCUCCUCGCUGCGCACACUGGGGUCAGUUGGAGAGCCUAUCAACAACGAGGCCUGGGAGUGGCUCCACAAAGUAGUGGGGGACAGCAGGUGUACGCUGGUGGACACUUGGUGGCAGACAGAGACGGGUGGCAUCUGCAUCGCGCCGCGCCCCUCAGAAGAAGGGGCGGAGAUCCUGCCCGGCAUGGCCAUGAGGCCCUUUUUCGGCAUCCUCCCCGUUCUCAUGGAUGAGAAGGGCAACAUUGUGGAGGGCGGCGACGUCUCCGGGGCCCUGUGCAUCUCCCAGGCCUGGCCAGGCAUGGCCAGGACCAUCUAUGGCGACCACGGCCGAUUCGUGGACGCCUACUUCAGGGCGUUCCCAGGUUACUACUUCACUGGAGACGGGGCAUACCGAACUGAGGGUGGCUACUACCAGAUCACGGGGCGCAUGGAUGACGUCAUCAACAUCAGCGGCCACCGGCUGGGUACCGCCGAGAUCGAGGAUGCCAUGGCGGACCACCCUGCAGUGCCAGAAACCGCUGUCAUCGGCUACCCCCACGACAUCAAAGGAGAAGCUGCGUUUGCCUUCGUCGUGAUGAAAGAUGACAGCGGUGACACGGAUGUGGUAGUGAAUGAGCUCAAGUCAGCUGUGGCCACGAAAAUCGCCAAAUACGCCGUACCCGAUCACAUUCUGGUGGUGAAACGGCUCCCCAAGACACGCUCUGGAAAAGUCAUGCGGCGACUGCUGAGGAAGAUCGUCACGGGCACGGUGCAGGAUCUGGGGGACACCACCACCCUGGAGGACCCCGGCGUCAUCAUGGAGAUCAUGAGCACCUACCAGAAGUACAAAGAGAGGCAGGCGGCCGCCAAGUGAGACAGUGCACCGCGGCCGCCGGGCCAAGGCCGAACCUGAGCCCCUCCCUGCCCUGAUGCGGCUCCACCUGUCCCAGCCCAUAGCCCACUCCACCCUAAUGUGAAACCCAGCUGAGGCCCCUUUCUUCCUGCUGAGGGGCUUGCAGCAGUGAGGCCCCUGGAGGGGCACUGUCAGACCUGAGUAGACUUUGUCCCCUGGUCCGCAUUUAGUUUCUCGGAGGGAAAGUUUCCCCGUCCCCUCUGUCCCCUGCCCUCUUGGAGCAGCGUGGGGACAGAGGAAGCCUGAUUAAAGUGUGUCUGCUCACACAGCUUAGAACAGAAGCAACCAUGUUCUCACCGGCUGUUUUUAGAUGUGCAAGGCAGAGAUUUCAUCUUUUAUAUUGUAUAUGUUAGGACAAUGGUGUGGAAGCACUCACGUGUAAUGUGUGAUUUGCCUGUGCACACUCAUUGUGACACCAUUUGAUGGAAAUCCCCCUGCUUUGCCCCCCCCCCCCCACACCACUGAUGGGGCAGUUCCGUGAGUGUCAGAGUGCACGUCCAGUUAGGGUCAGCACGUUCAGAAAUCAGAAUUGGAGAUGUUUGCUGCCCUGAGAACCUCUGAGCCUGCUGCCUGCUGUGUGCCUACGGGCAGUGGGGGGCGGGGGUGUCUCCCAGUUCACCUUGUAAUGGAACUCGCCCCUAAUGGCUGGUGCACCUGCUCACCUUCAGCUGUACCCCCUGGUCAUGUUGUGUGUCUCUAAGCUGUGAGUGGAGAGAGUUUUCUCUCCCCUGGAUGCCCCGUGGCAGGAGGCGAGCAUGCUCCAACUCAGCAGGGUCACUCAGGGAAGAUUCCAGAGCCUUGCGAUUGCACUCGGCAGGUUGGAAGUGGGCCCCUGUGUACCCUGCCUGCCCUUCCGCCUGUGAUCGCAGCUCUGAAUCGAGUCUCUCCCUUUCUCGCUCUUCCUUUUGAUGUGCCUUAAGUCCUCUGAACAUGAGCACCAUUAUGGAAAUCUUGAGGUCCCUAAGUGCCUACAGUGGUGACAGGCGGAGGUAACCCCAUGAACUGGGUCCUAGAGGGCAGGGAAAGUCCCCACCCCCCCUUAACUGUGCCUCAUAGCGCCUUACGGCUGGGUAGGUGUUCACGGGGUAUCUGGGGUGCUAAACACCUACCACAGAUGUGCUGGCCUCUUGGGUAAACAAGUGAGUGGGCCUGGGACAACCAAGUGUGGCACUGGCUGUACAACGCACACGUACUGAGCUGUGGUCUCAUUAGCAUUAGCCACAAAGAGCCAUGCACCGGGCUUGGUGGACUGUGGUUGUGGUGCUAUUUAUGAAAUGGCUUUGGUUUCCACAUUGCUGACAAUGUAGACAGCAGUGCAGGUCUGAGAGCUGCCUGUAGAGGAGUUCAAAUAAAGCUUUAUUUUAUUCA